Neltuma alba is the source of this 867-nucleotide messenger RNA. RefSeq names its product AP-1 complex subunit sigma-1. Gene Ontology annotation, biological process: intracellular protein transport; vesicle-mediated transport. The record is from RefSeq and is a predicted model, not a curated record. Gene Ontology annotation, molecular function: clathrin-cargo adaptor activity. Gene Ontology annotation, cellular component: membrane coat; AP-1 adaptor complex. Bases 128 to 613 code for a protein of 161 amino acids. The transcript has 7 exons. Lineage: Eukaryota; Viridiplantae; Streptophyta; Magnoliopsida; Fabales; Fabaceae.
GAGUCCGCAAUUGAUCCUCGCGAGGAGUGGCCAUUGCAGAACAGGGUGCUCUUUGAUUUCCCGUAUCCCUCGAGUUUGGGCAAGUGAUUCAGUGGGGUUCGUGUCCUCAAUCUUCCCACAGACGCAAAUGAUUCACUUUGUGCUGCUUAUUAGCCGUCAAGGGAAGGUGAGACUUACAAAAUGGUAUUCACCUUACACACAGAAAGAAAGAUCAAAGGUUAUCCGUGAGCUCAGUGGAGUGAUUCUUUCUCGUGCUCCUAAGCUCUGUAAUUUUGUGGAUUGGAGAGGAUAUAAAGUUGUUUAUAAAAGAUAUGCUAGCCUCUACUUUUGCAUGUGUAUUGACCAAGAUGACAACGAAUUAGAAGUGCUUGAAAUCAUUCAUCAUUAUGUUGAGAUCCUUGAUCGAUAUUUUGGCAGUGUAUGUGAGUUGGACUUAAUAUUUAAUUUCCACAAGGCCUACUAUAUACUAGACGAACUUCUAAUUGCUGGUGAGCUUCAAGAGUCCAGCAAGAAAACAGUUGCUCGGUUGAUAGCUGCACAGGAUGCAUUGGUGGAGACUGCAAAGGAGGAAGCCAGUUCACUGAGUAACAUAAUUGCACAGGCCACCAAGUGAGGGAAAUCAAUGACACAAUUUCUUGUUAAAAUGGUAGGCUCUAAAUUCCAGAUUUUGUUGUUAUGGGUGGAAUUUUAAAUUUCUUUAUAUAUUUGGGCUUCCCUCUUCUCUUCUGGUUGGCCUUCUAUUUCUAUUAUGUAUAUGCUGCUGAGAUGUCUAUUGCUGGCGGCCCAGUUGCCUCCAGAAUACUUGGCCUUUGAAUAUUGGUUUAAAUGGAAUUUAGUAGUGUGAGAAUCUGUUUACUUGGGACAGAC